Mesocestoides corti is the source of this 417-nucleotide messenger RNA. Lineage: Eukaryota; Metazoa; Platyhelminthes; Cestoda; Cyclophyllidea; Mesocestoididae. The record is from the annotation of a GenBank genome assembly.
AUGCAGAGAUUAACGCUAAGGAGGCGCCUUUCUUACAAUACCAACUCAAAUAAAAGGCAAAAGGUUAAAACCCCUGGUGGCAAGCUCGUGUAUAUUUAUCAAAAAAAGCGUGGCACUUUCCCCAAAUGCGGUGACUGCAAGAGAAAGCUCGCUGGUAUCAAGCCCUCCAGGCCAAUGACCCGUGCCCGUAUGUCAAAACGUUUAAAGACUGUAUCUCGAACAUACGGAGGCAGCCGGUGUCAUGCGUGCGUCCGAUCUAGAAUCCUCCGGUCAUUUUUGAUGGAAGAACAAAAAGUUCUUAAGCAGAUACUGAGGGAAAAGCGAAAAGAAAGGAUAAAGCAAGCUGUUGAGAAACGGAAGGCUGCUGCCAAGGAAGAAAAGAAAGCUGCUGCCGCCGACGCAAAGUCGAAGAAGUAA